UUCCUCCUCCCUCUGCUCGCGCCUCGGUGGUCCUGCGGUGCCGGAGUCAGCAUCACAGCCUGGACCCGCUCAGCAGACACAGGAACAUGUUGCUUCACAAACUGUGUGUUUGGAUCCUGUCCGUCCUCGGUGGCUCCCCCCUGGGUUCUGGAUUUGUGUACGACCGGCCCAAACGUUCAGGAGAGGAUGGGACCUCAGCCAGGACCGAGUCUCGCUCGGCACCUCAGUACGUGGCGUCCUCCGGCUCCUGCAGGAACAGGUGCUUCGAGCUGCUGGAGCUGGACCCCCCCAGCUGCCGCUGUGACAACCUGUGCAAGACCUACAACAGCUGCUGCUGGGACUUUGACCAGCUGUGCCUCCGGACAGAGGGGGGUUAUGAGUGCAGUAAGGAUCGAUGUGGGGAGACUCGGAAUGAGCAACACGCCUGCCACUGCUCUGAGGACUGUCUGGCCCGAGGAGACUGUUGUACCAACUACAGGAAGCUCUGUAAAGGAGACUCUUCGUGGCUGCAGGACGAGUGUGAGGAGAUCAAGACACCUGAAUGUCCAGCUGGGUUCGGGCGGCCGCCGCUCAUCAUGCUGUCUGUGGACGGAUUUAGAGCUUCUUUUGUGAAGAGAGGAAACACUGUCAUACCCAACAUCGAGAAACUGAGAACAUGUGGAACCCAUGCUCCAUACAUGAGGCCUGUUUACCCGUCAAAGACCUUCCCCAACCUCUACUCUCUUGCUACCGGUCUCUACCCAGAGUCUCAUGGUAUCAUUGGUAACUCCAUGCAUGACCCUGUUUUUGAUGCCACCUUCACCCUGAGGAGCCGAGAGAAACUCAACCAUCGCUGGUGGGGAGGACAGCCAAUCUGGAUCACCGCGCUCAAACAGGGAGUAAAGGCUGCCACCUUCUUCUGGCCUGUGUCCAUCCCGUUGGAGAGGCGGAUUCUGACCAUGCUGCAGUGGCUCCACCUCCCUGAAGGCGAGAGGCCCUACGUGUACGCCAUGCACUCUGAGCAGCCGGACACAUACGGACACAAAGUGGGGCCCAUGAGCGCAGAGCUGAACAGCCCCCUGAGGCUGAUUGACAGGAUCGUUGGCCAACUGAUGGACGGACUGAAACAGAUGAAACUGCACCGCUGUGUCAACAUCAUCCUGGUGGGGGACCAUGGUAUGGAAGAGGCCCACUGUGAUCGCACCGAGUUCCUCAGUAACUACCUGAGCAAUGCUGAUGACAUCAUCCUUAUCCCGGGGUCUCUUGGCAGAAUACGCUCGAGAUUCCCCAACAACCCUAAAUAUGAUGCCAAGGCUGUUGUUGCAAAUCUAACAUGUAAGAGAGCAGAUCAGCACUUUAAGGCGUACUUGAAGCAGCACCUGCCCAAGAGACUGCACUACGCCAACAACCGACGCAUAGAGGACAUCCACCUGCUGGUGGAGAGGAAGUGGCACGUUGCCAGGAAGGCCCCUGAGGGGAAGAGGCACUGCGGCUUCGCUGGUGACCAUGGAUACGACAAUAAGAUCAACAGCAUGCAGACUAUUUUCUUGGGGUAUGGACCUACAUUUAAAUUCAAGACUAAAGUCCCAGCCUUUGAAAACAUAGAGCUUUAUAACGUCAUGUGUGAUCUUCUGGGUCUGAAACCAGCUCCCAAUAAUGGAACCCAUGGCAGUAUGAACCACCUGCUGAGGAGCCCCCCCCACAGAGCCACCAUGCCGGAGGAGGUUUCCAGACCAGUGGCCUCGGCUCUGGCUCCGACAGGAACCGACGACCUGGGCUGCAACUGCGAUGACAAGUUGCGUGUAAAAAGUAGGGGCCAGAGAGGUUUGAAAGUGACCCUUGUACGAGGCUAUAACCUGGAGCAUCUGUGGCUCUGUCUCUUACAGAACAAAGUGGAGGAGCUAAACCAGCGACUGAGGCAAGCUAUCGAUGACAGCAGGAACCUGCCAUACGGUCGCCCUGCUGUCCUCUUCAGAACCAAAUACUUCAUCCUGCACCACAGCGACUACAUCAGCGGCUACAGCGAGGCCCUGUCCAUGCCUCUGUGGACGUCAUACAGCGUCAGCAGACAGGUAGAUGUGUCCCCUCUGCCUGAAGCUCUGUCUAACUGUGUGCGCGCUGACAGCAGAGUCCCCCCCACCUACAGUCAGUCAUGCACCAACUACAGAGCCGACAGACAGAUCACCUACGCCUUCCUGUACCCCCCUCAAUUGUCUUCAAGCAUAGAGAAAAAAUAUGAAGCUGUCCUCAUCACCAACACUGUGCCCAUGUACCCUGCAUUCAAGAGAACAUGGGGUUACUUCCAGAGAGCGCUGGUGAAGAAAUAUGCCACUGAGAGAAACGGAGUGAAUGUGCUCAUUGGACCCAUUUUUGACUACGACUAUGAUGGCAUCAGGGACUCUACGGAGAAGAUAAAAGAGUUUGUCAGUGGGAUGAUCCCCGUCCCCACUCACUACUUCGUGGUGCUGAGCAGCUGCUUGGACUUCACUCAACCUGCAGACGCCUGCAGCGGGCCACUCAGCAGCACCGCCUUCAUCCUGCCGCACAGAGCCAGCAACGACGAGACCUGCAACAGCUCAGAGGAGGAGUCCCGGUGGGUGGAGGAGCUGAUGAAGAUGCACACAGCGAGGGUCAGAGAUGUGGAGAUCCUGACCGGUUUGGACCUGUACCGCAGAACCACCCGCAGCUACGCCGAAAUCCUGUCGCUCAAGACCUACAUGCACACCUAUGAGAGCGAGAUCUGAAAACAACUGCUCCGCUCAAUGUCCUGUGAUGUUUCUAACCGUGGUGGAUGUUUGUGGUACCAGGAAGAGGUGUGAUCCUCUCUAUGACACUGACCUACACAGCUGGAGCUGGAGCUGAUGCUUUCACUGUACAGCAGCAUCCACGUGUGACCCUCUCACUUCCUCCAUAGUGUUCUCCAAAUAUCAAAAAGUUCAUCUUCUAGCAUGUGAUACAUGAUAGCAGCACACAUGGGCCUUCCCCUUUAGUCAUUUACUGACGAUACACCCAGGUUUUGAGUUUUUUUGUAUAAACAUUUGAAUUGUUUUUUGCAAACAUCAUUCCCUAUUUGCAAAAGUGAUUAUUUUAUAGUAAAAGACCUUGAAUUGCACUACAAAGCCAUCAUCACCAAAGCCUCCUCUCAGUUUUCAGGAUGUGACAGCUCCACUCUGAUUCACACAGUGUUUAAUUUUGGUUGUGAAUGAAAUGAAAAUGUUGUUGUUUGUGUGUGUACAGUGUAUAUGUUGAGGUCGAAAUGUAUUCUGUUUGUGUCUGACUGUUGAUUGUGGGUUUGUGUGUGUGUGUGUGUGUGUGUGUUGACUUUUUGUUCCGUGCACAAUAACAAUAAUGUCAAUACUCAUGAUUUAUUAAUGUGUGUCCUAAAACAUUUACCACCUGUGAGACCUAUUUAUGCUUUAUGCACAUU
This is a messenger RNA of Eleginops maclovinus (Patagonian blennie), 3406 nucleotides long. It is a transcript of the gene enpp2, whose product is annotated as ectonucleotide pyrophosphatase/phosphodiesterase 2. The transcript has 25 exons. Gene Ontology annotation, biological process: immune response; phosphatidylcholine catabolic process. The record is from RefSeq and is a predicted model, not a curated record. Bases 87 to 2723 code for a protein of 878 amino acids. NCBI's taxonomy places the organism in Eukaryota, Metazoa, Chordata, Actinopteri, Perciformes, Eleginopidae. Gene Ontology annotation, molecular function: polysaccharide binding; phosphodiesterase I activity; nucleic acid binding.